AUGCAGAGGGCGAGCAGCAGUGAGGGUGCUCGGGCAGCGGCGACGCACGAGGUGACCAACCAGGCGCCGGCAUAUUCAGCCAAUGUGUACACGACCGAUCCGCUGGUGGUGGCGGCGACGGAGCGGGCGAUGGGGGCUGGGGAUGGAAAAGAAGCUGGUGAUGACCACAUUGCCGGUGGCACCUCGGUCGUCUCCAAAGACGCCCUCAUCGAGGCGGGUCACUACUACGGACACGAGGCCAACUACGCGCUGGCGGCUAUGGCCAACGAGAACGGGCCCGUCCUCGCUGCAUAUGACGCUGUCGGCAAUCGCAUCAACGCGGUCGACUUUCAUCCGGCGUGGCACGAUGUGAUGGAGGCCGGAACGGUCCAUGGCGUAGGCCAUGGCGUGUGGGCCGAUGAGAGCGUGCGCGGGCGGUACACGGCGCGCGGCGCCAUGCUGUACAUGCACUCGCAGUGGGAGCACGGAUCGACAUGCCCGCUGGUCAUGACCAACGCAGCUUUUCCUCUGCUCAAGUCUGUGGCGACGACGAGCGACGAGCGGGUGUCGAACGGGUGCCGUGCGCUGGCACUCACGUGGGCGAACCGCAUCCGCGGCGGCGUGUACGACGGCCGCGACGUUCCGGCAAACCAGAAGCCCGGCGUGACGCUUGGCAUGUCGAUGACCGAAAAGCAGGGCGGAUCUGACGUGCGGGCAAACACCACGCUCGCCACGCCGGUCUCGGGCUCGGCCGCUGCGCGGAUGGGCCUGACUGCGGAAGAGGCUGCCGCCGCCCCGCAUACCCUUGUUGGGCACAAGUGGUUCACCUCAGCGCCCAUGUCAGAUGCGUUCAUCACCCUCGCCUACACUGACGAGGGUAUGUCGGCCUUUCUUGUCCCGCGGUGGCUCGAGAGCGGCGAACGCAACGCCGGCUUCCAAGUCAUGCGGCUCAAGAACAAGCUCGGCGACCGGUCCAACGCCUCGUCCGAGGUCGAGUAUCGCGACGCGGUCGGCUUCCUCAUGGGCGCACCCGGGCGCGGCAUCGCCACCCUCCUCGAGAUGGUCCACCACACCCGACUCGACUGCGUCACCGGCUCGGCCGGCUCGAUGCGGAUGGGCCUCGCCCGUGCCGCGCAUCACGCCGCACACCGCUCGGUCUUUGGCACCACCAUUUCCGACUCGCCGCUCGGCGCCAACGUGCUUGCAGACCUUGCGCUCGAGUCGCACGCCGCCACCCUCAUGGCCUUUGAGCUGAUGGCCGCCUUUGAGGGCGCAGCCGAGGGUGAUGCCGAGGCUGCUGCCUACGCCCGCGUCGCCACCGCCAUGUCCAAGUUCUUUGUCUGCAAACGCCUGCCGGGCUUUGCCGCAGAGGCCAUGGAGGUGUUUGGCGGCAAUGGAUACGUUGACGAUGCCGCCAACGGCAUGCCGCGCCUCUUCCGCCAGUCGCCACUCAACGCCAUCUGGGAGGGCUCGGGCUCGGUCAUGGUCCUUGACAUCAUGAGGGCGGCGGCCAAGGAGCCGGCAGCCAUGGCCGCUUUCCUCGGCAAGCUCGAGACCGAGCUCGCCGCCGACUCGCGCGCUGCCUCCUUCCUUGCCGCUUCGCCGGCCGUCAACGCUCUCAAGACCGGCAGCAUGGAUCUUGUCCAGGGCCGUGCCGCCGUCCACUCACUCGCCCUCGCCCUCCAGGCCAUGCUCAUGAUGCAACGUGCCGACGGCGACGUCGCCGACGCCUUUAUCGCCUCGCGCCUCACUUCGUCCGCUGCCUCGGGAGUCGGCCUCUACGGCGGCCUUGACCUCCCGCUCGACCAGAUCCAGCGCAUUGUCGAUGGUAUCACCACCGAGUAA
This is a messenger RNA of Thecamonas trahens ATCC 50062, 1824 nucleotides long. RefSeq names its product acyl-CoA dehydrogenase domain-containing protein. The record is from RefSeq and is a predicted model, not a curated record. The coding region runs from base 1 to 1824 and encodes 607 amino acids. Gene Ontology annotation, molecular function: oxidoreductase activity, acting on the CH-CH group of donors. The transcript has 2 exons. NCBI's taxonomy places the organism in Eukaryota, Apusomonadida, Apusomonadidae.